Molecule: messenger RNA, 2247 nt
Organism: Neurospora hispaniola
Lineage: Eukaryota; Fungi; Ascomycota; Sordariomycetes; Sordariales; Sordariaceae
Exons: 1
Coding region: 33-2168 (711 amino acids)
Biological process (GO): intracellular iron ion homeostasis; copper ion import; iron ion transport
Cellular component (GO): plasma membrane
Molecular function (GO): ferric-chelate reductase activity
Source: RefSeq, a predicted model, not a curated record
UUUUUUUUUCAAACCACCAACCCUCUUGGCUCAUGGAUUACGGGCAAAAGGGCUCGUGGGCGCGGGACGCUCUGCGCGACGCCGCAUCCGCCGUAUCCGCCGUAUCCUCUACCUCAUCGCCCAUGCUGGCGGUCCGAGAUGUCCAGAACAGUGGUGAAGAGGGCGGCGACCCCCUUAACUUGAUCCCUCCAGAAAAGCUUGAAUACCUCCUGAAGCUCGUUCGGGCUCUUUUUGACGCACGCUUCAUCGCCAGCUGUUAUAACAUCGCUGUGCUCUUCACCAUCUCCGUCUUCGCAGUUUUACACUGGCGUAAAUCCAGAAAUGACCGACGACAGUGGCUGGCUAGGAUAAGGGGUACAAAGUCAGACUCAGUCCAAAGGACGACAAUGACAUCGACAACAACAGCCCAACCGCCUUCUUCGCCGGCAUCAUCCAGCCGGUCCAGCCAUGGCCCAUCCACACCCACUGGCAACUGGAAAGACAACCUCGUUGAUCUUGAACGAUCGCCCCUUUUACGAGGGCGCACAUCCAGCCUCACCAUCAACUCAGCCCGUCUCGACCGCAAGUCAACCAUCGGCAACACUGUUUCCUCCUGGCUCGCCCGUCAACCGCCACCCAUCCCCAUCAUCAAUCGCACCCUCCCCAGCAACGGCACCUCGCUCUUCAUUGCGCUCUGGAUCUUGUUGAACAUCUUCUUCCAGAUGCUCCUGAUCCCGCUCCGCUGGGACUUCUUCUUCGUCUUUGGCGACAAAAUGGGCUUCAUGUUCAUCGUCAACCUCCCCCUCCUCUACCUCCUGAGCGCCAAGAACCAGCCUUUGCGCUUACUGACCGGCUACUCGUACGAAGCGCUCAACAUCUUCCACCGCCGCGUUGGCGAGAUGAUGUGCUUCAUGGCGCUGGUGCACUUCGUCAGCAUGGUCAUCUGGCAGUUCGUCCUGGCUGAAGACUGGAUGUUGGCUUCCAAGACUGCAUGGGCGUACUUUACGCACCCGCUUAUCGUGUGCGGUCUGGGCACUUUCACGUCAUAUGAGCUGCUCUAUUUUACUUCGCUGGGAAGUUUCCGACAGCAAUGGUACGAGCUCUUCCUGGCCUCGCACGUCGUGCUCCAGAUCGCCGCGCUCGUGUUUCUCUGGUUCCACUUCUACACCAGCCGUCCUUAUGUCAGCUUGUCACUCGUCAUCUUUGUCCUCGACCGGCUCGUCUGGCGACUGCGCUUUAAGCGAGCCACCGUCACGGCCGACAUCCAAGUGCUGGAAGACGGCCAGACCUUUCUGGUCUCAGCCGAUUGGGACAUCCUCCCCCGUCCUCGACCCAGUCAAGACCAACCCUGGUGGAAGUCGCCGCCCUGGUCCUUCUUUUCCUACCACCCAAACAAAUCCAUCCUCAACGGCUGGCACCCCACAGACCACGUCUUCCUCACCGUCCCCUCCCUAGGCGGUUCCCACGCUUUGCAAGCCCACCCAUUUACCAUCGCCUCUGCCGCCCCCGUUAUUAACCCUCACUCCACAUCAGCGGCAGGCGAACAACAGCAACCCACCCACGCAUGGUUUAAUCUCCUCAUCCGCUCCUACUCCGGCUUCACGUCCGACCUCCUCCGUCACGCCCAAGCGGGUCAUGCCCGUGUGUCCGUGCAACUAGACGGGCCGUACGGCUCUUCGCACGCGCUGGACAUGCUUCGGGCAUCGGGAAGUGCGAUUCUGGUGGCCGGAGGGAGUGGGGUUGCGGUUACGUUUCCUUUGGUGUGGGCUUUGCUCCAGCAAUCGAAACAAGAUCUGUUGUUGUCAGACGCAGAGGAAGAAGAUGAGGGGGAAGAAGAUAAGGUAGCACGAAGGGUAUCGCCGUCAGCCAGGCGGCAGAAGCAGAGAGUGCAUAUGCUCUGGGUGACGCACUCGAGGUCACACAGGAAUUGGAUACCGCAAGAGCAGUUUAAUGAGUUGGUUGCGCUGGGACUGGACUUGGUCAUUCCGGAGCCCACGGAGGAUGCGGGGCGGCCGGAUGUGGCGGGGAUUGUGAAGGCAUGGAUCUUGGAUGCGGCGAGCGAUGGGCUGGAGUCCGGGGUGGUGGUGUCGGGGCCGGAUGGACUGAAUAGGACGGUGAGGAAUACUUGUGCUGAUGUGAUUGGGGAAGGAUUGGAUGUGAGGAUAGCGGUUGAGAAGUUUGGGUGGUAAAAAGAAAAAUAAGCCGUUAUGGAUAUGAUAGAAAGCAUCACAUCACGAGGCGUUGGCGUUAUAUUUCGCGUGAUUCAGU